This is a messenger RNA of Cyclocybe aegerita, 1005 nucleotides long. NCBI's taxonomy places the organism in Eukaryota, Fungi, Basidiomycota, Agaricomycetes, Agaricales, Hemipholiotaceae. The record is from the annotation of a GenBank genome assembly.
AUGUCCCUUCUCCACCUAGCGCGACAGGUGCGACACGUCCAUCAGCAUGUACGAGCUUUUGCUGCAAUAUCAUCAAAUUCACCACCACCUCCAAGCUUUACGACAGUCGGGCCUUACCAGGUUUUUGACCGCAAUGUAAAGCAAAUGCAGCGAGACAAGGCCGCCCUGCGUGAAGGAGGUGAACGGAGUCGGACUGUGGACUACGUGAGAGAUGAGGUCGCAGACAGAAUGAUGGAACGGUUUCUGGACAUCAAACGGAAAUUUGGCAUCAUCCUUGACCUUGGGUCUGGCCCAGGGCAUUUCUCCAAGUUACUGGAACUUGACAAAGUCGAAAAAUCUAUCAUGGUUGAUUCUAGUGAGACCACUCUCAACCGCGAUCCGGAUGCAGAGUUUGAGGUUAAGGUUGAACGAGUGCAUGGGGAUGAAGAAAACCUGAUGAAGAUUGUAUCGCCUGACUCUCAAGAAGCAGUUGUGUCGUGUCUGAGUCUUCAUUGGGUUAACGAUUUGCCAGGAGCUCUCGUACAAAUACAAAAAGCUCUCAAACCUGACGGGUUGUUCCUUGGGGCCAUGUUUGGCGGAGAUACGCUAUUUGAGUUAAGGACGUCCUUACAGCUGGCUGAAGUCGAACGUGAAGGUGGAAUAUCACCACACAUUUCGCCCAUGACAGAUACUCGUGACAUCUCUAAUCUCCUUGGUCGAGCGGGCUUCACAAUGCUCACGGUUGACAUCGAUGAAGUGAAAGUGGCCUACCCAAGCAUGUGGGAACUCGUGGAGGAUCUCCAAGAUAUGGGAGAAGGGAAUGUUGUGAUCGGAAGGCGUCACUUCGUACACCGCGAUACACUGGCCGCUGCUUCGGCAAUCUAUAAAGAAAUGUAUGGGACUGGGGACGGAUCUGUCCCUGCGACAUUUCAGGUAAUUUACAUGAUUGGGUGGAAACCUGCACCGAAUCAGCCUAAACCGCUAGAACGAGGCUCCGGACAAGUGAAUUUGAAAGAUGUUUUAUAA